AUGGAAGCCCUCGCCGAAACCAUUGGGCCCCACCUAAACAUCUUCUCGUACAACCUAGACAAGAGGCGGUGGGGCGACAAUGCCGCUUUUGUUGCCCGGUCAAUGAAGAUCGUUCAUCCCCUCCUCGUCGUUGCCUAUGGUGAUGAGACGGCGAGUGCUUUUGAGAAGAGCCUCUUCCGUCGGAUAGACGAGGCUUUGCCGGCAGACUUUCAUGAUGAUGGGCAUGAGAGCACGAUGGGGGACCUCGAGGGAAUUCCAAAGUGGUGCCGUGCACCUUUGCUCGCGUCAGAGGGCGAUCUCCGAAAGGAGAACGUCAUUGUCUGCUAUGGCAGUGGGGACAUCGACAUUGCAGUCGCGCAAAUGCCCUCUGAGGAGACAAACGUGCUACUCUGGGCAAAGGACACCCCACCUCGCCAACUCGCAGAGAUAGAUAAUCUCGUGGGCCAAGAACAACUCGUCGCGUCAGGAGUUGAGCUUAGGAUCAUGUCCCAGAAGCCGUGCAGGCAAAGGUAA
Molecule: messenger RNA, 513 nt
Organism: Serendipita indica DSM 11827
Lineage: Eukaryota; Fungi; Basidiomycota; Agaricomycetes; Sebacinales; Serendipitaceae
Source: the annotation of a GenBank genome assembly